GUUGGCGACACGGAGGCAAACAUCUCUCCGUGACUCCCCUGCAGCGCCAUCAAAUCAGCUCCCUGGCUCGCUCUGACAACGUUGCCGUGGAAACCCCUCCUCCUCACGUCUCCUCUUCGUCCUCCUCGCGCGCACACACACCCACGCCGCACGCACCGACACGAGCGGUAUUCCCGCCGCGCCCCUUCUUGCCGUGCCUGAUGAAUAAUCCAUGUGGAGGCAGCUCGGCAGCGGGAGUGCAGGGAAUGCCGGCCGGAAGGAAUGCCAUGUGCAUUUAGGGACGUGUCCGCCUGAGCUAAUGGACUUCUUGGCUGGAUCCCACACAUGGAUGCUGCUCACAUGUGGGGAAUCUCAUCCUUCUGACUCGUGUUUGAGAAACGCUGCGGCCAUGUUCGACGGGAUGCUUGGACUGACCUUAACCGCUUCCUUUCACGCGCUAAACGUCGCGUGACACCUUCAUCCUUAUCCCUGCGGAGGACUUUAAGAAAGACACCUCGGCCAUGUUCUGCUUCUGUUUCCAGAGCCCGUCCCUUAAGCUACAAGCCCUGGAGGCCGACACGGGACCCCCUCCUAACCCAGCGCCCGAGGACCCCAGGGACCAGAAGAACCCGCCAUCCCACCCGCUGCCUCUUUUGAACAGGGAGCCGAGCCUGCAUGCGGACCACAUGCCGCUCCUCCACUCGCCUCCGCCGGCGCCAACGCAGGACGUAGUGGACCCAUCACGGCUUGUCGCCGACUCUUCACGAUGUGGUCCUGCGCCCGCCAACGCCGCUCCCCCAGGAGACGAGGACGCCCUGUCGAGCUCUCCGGGCUCCACCAGCAGCCCCCCUCUCCUCUCCAGCUUUACCACCAGCGAGUGCCCGGUCCCAUCGCCACGCUGCCCCAACCUCAGCAGCAGUCUGCGCUACAACCUGGACCCCGACAGCGCCCCCUCUCCGCCAUGCUCCCAGCACAUCCGCAUGGCGCGCUGCAGUGUCCGCGCAACGCCGGAUGACGGCUCCUCGUCAGUGUCGCUGCUGAAAAGACACAUCCAGACCUUGAGGAAGAGGAUCAGGCAGCUGGAGGAGCAUUUUGAGCAGGAGAGGCUGAAGCCUUCCAAUUACGACAAGACUGCACAUCCAGAAGUUGCCAGACUCGUUACGGAGCUCCUGAAGAGCCGCAAGCAGCUUAAAGAACUCAAAUUAUGUCACAUGGAGGAAGGUGUCUUCAAAGGAGCGGCGAACCCCCCAGCAGACCUGAGCGGGAGCAACGAGAGGGAGGCGGCACUCUCGGGGCCCGAGCUGGAGCACAUCAACAACAACAGCAACGCUAACAAGCCCAGCGUGGAGGACACGCUACACGUCAUCACCAGCACGUUGAAGGACAGGAGACGGGAGCUCGGCCUGCCGGACAGCAUCAAGGAGAUGAACCAUUCCCAGAUGAGCUUGGAGAAGUCCAGCCUGCAGAAAUGUCUCCUCUACUUUGAGAGUCUCCAUGGACGCCCGAGUGAAGUCCACGAGUGUUCCGCCAUCAUGCCUUUCUAUGAGCGCUAUCACGUCCUCAAGCAGUUACUGCUGUCCUCCCCGUCCCCCACACUCAUCACCACCAUCGAGGAAGAGGAGGGCUCUGAUGAAGAGCAAUGCCCCACACCAGGAAGUAUAUCGUCUGGGUCGCCGUUGCCUGCUCUCCCCUUAGAAAUGUCAGAAACACCUCUGGUGUCUCCUCUGGAGGAGGUCAAGUGUCUCCAGAUGCAGGUGGUCACCAUGGCAACACUCCAUGAGGCCUCCAGAUCGGAAUUACUGGACCAUCUGAGGAUCACCCGGCUGGAAAAACGUCGGAUUCAUCGAGCGCUGCGAGAGUUUGAGGAUCUUUUCUACACGCUGAGUGGCAGGGUUUGUCAAAAGGAGGACCGCGGCCCCAUGGCAGACGAGUACUGCCAGUAUAAGAACCUCAAAGCAAAGCUCCGCCUCCUGGAGGCUCUGCUCAGUAAAAAACAGGAAACAGCCAAGAGCAGCUGAGCUUCUCACAGUGGAGCUUUUAGUCUUGACAAACAAAAACAAAAGAACCCGAACAGGACUUGAAUGAGCUCGUUUGCACUUUACAGGAAGAUGGAAGUCCAAAAAGCACAAGAUGAAGCAACGUGUAUGUCAUGUAGCGUACUAGCGUACUUUAUUGUACAUGAUGAGUAAUGUCAACAUUAGUGUAGGUGUAUUUAUGGCACUUUGCUAAUUGUUUCUUAUUCUUAUUCUUAUUGUUGUGAAUUAUGAGUCUGCUUAAUAAAGGCAAAAUAAAGGCAUCCAAUCGAUGAAGGGGUACGGGGGCCACACAGAAAGGCAAAGGAAGAAAUGGCAAAUGGUGAGGAAUCACCGUAAAGUUGGUCAGAUUGCGGGGAAAAAUGGCAAAGUUGGCAGGUGUAUCCCACCUGGGAUAGGCUCCAGCAUAAUCCCAAUACCAAGUGUGGACAAGCAUUUUAGAAAAUGAAUGAAGCCAAGUUCUUGUAACGCUAGGAGAAUUACAUCAGACUACAGUAUGUGGGGAAAACUGUAAUAUGUAAAAAAUAUAAUAAUACAAGAAUCAUAUUUUUUUCAUAUAUAGUAUUAGUCAUAUAGGCAAACAUUAUUGUUGUUCCAAAAUUGUUCCAAACAAUCAAAAAAAAAGUCACAAUAUUAAUGAGGAAUAAAUACUUUUUUUGAGGCUCCACAGUGGACAAGUGGUUAGCGUGCAGGCCACACAACUCAGAGACCCGAGUUUGAUUCCACUCUAGGCCAUCUCUGUGUGGAGUGUGAGUGUUUUUUUUUGUCUAUAUGUGCCCUGUGAUUGGCUGGCCACCAGUCCAGGGUGUACCCCGCCUCUCGCCCGAAGACAGCUGGGAUAGGCUCCAGCACCCCCUCGACCCUCGUGUGAAUAAGCGGUAGAAAAUGAAUGAAUAAAUGAAUAUUAAUAAUGAAUACUUUUUUUGAGUCUCCAUAGUGGACGAGUGGUUAGCACGCAGGCCACACAGCUAGGAGACCCGAGUUCAAUUCCACUCUCAGCCAUCUCUGUGUGGAGUGUGAGUGGUUGUUUGUCUAUAUGUGCCCUGUGAUUGGCUGGCCACCAGUCCAGGGUGUACCCCUCGUGAGGAUAAGCGGUAGAAAAUUAAUGAUUAAAUACUUUAAGGGGGGGGUCCACUUAUGUUAAAGUAGUAAUAUUCUGAGAAAGAAGUCAUAUUUUCUUCCCAAGAAAAAAGUUGUAUUAUUACAACAGAAGUAUAAAAAUGAAGUAGUAAUAUUAUCAAAUAUUAUUAAAUCUUCAUGUUAUCAGACGCAAAUUAUUAAAUUACAAGAAAAAAAGCAACAUACCGUAAAUAAAAAGACAAAGUUUUCAUUUUAUAGUUUGACAUUAUUCCUGUAAUUAGCAUUUUACUCUCAUGGGUUAAUUUCCCCCAGAAUUCCUCGUUGUCGGUGUGGCCCUGGUACUCCCGUGUAUGAAAUGCAACCAACCUUUCAGUCCUUCAUUGUUUGACUUAACGGAAACGAGUGUACUGUGUGGUGUUUUUACGUUCACGUUGACCAACGAUGUGAACAUGAACAUUAUAUUGCAUCAUCACGUCUCUCCCUUCAUUCGCUUGACAGGAAUCCCGUUCAAUCUUAAAUGCUGUCUUUGACAUGAAUCACAUGUGUGUGUGUGUGUGUGUGUGUGCACUUCUGGUAUAUAUAACUAUAUAUACUGUGUAUCUACAUAUGAAUGUAUCCAUAAAAAAUAAAUAUAUUUUCACAUUUAUCCCACUGAACAGUUGUUGUUUUUUUUCCCCCUUUCCUCUUUACGCUACAACAGAGACGGUUGCCACGGCAACGACACCACCGCAGUACUCCCGGUACACUCAUGCUGCACGAACGACGGCCUCAUGCUCGUUAAAGGUUAACGCAGAUCGCCCAUCACUUUACAGGCUGUUGCGUUCACUGACAGUAGGAUUGCACAGCUUUUUUUUCUUUUUUUCUUUUUUUAUACCUUUGGUUGGAUGCUGCAGCCUUGGGGGAAACUGUAGUACCGGUUCAUGCCACGAGAGGGGGGUGUAAAGAAACGUUAGAGAAGAAUAAGAAACAAAAAGGAGGCAUUCAUGAGCAAAACAAAGAAGCAGCCAUGUUAGCGACGUUUUUUUUUUUUUUUUUACAUGGAAGGACUCUUAUUUUGAAACAUUGAUGAUGCUAAGUGAUGUGUGUGUUUAAAUCAGCUGCUUCAUGCAUGUUGGUCAGUGCACUAGGAAGUCCGUCCCGCAUCCUCGCUAGCGUCCCACGCUGAUGUUGCAGGUCUUGCAGCUCGGGUCCUUCUUGGCGUUGACGGUGGACAGACUCAUCAGCUGAUGCCCGCUGAUCUCCGCCACCGUGCCCCGCGUCAGCUCCACGGGCUCCGUGUAGAUCACCUCCAGGAUCACGUCCUGGGCGUGAUGGAACACCAGGCCGCCGUCGCCGUCCUCGCUCCGCGUGCACGUGAGGAAGCGGUUGUUGGCGAUGUCGAGGGCGGGGAGCCUCUGCUUGCAGAAGUUGUCCCCCUGGGAGCCUUUGGGGGCCAGGACCAGGAUGACGUAGUGGUACGCCGUGUACAUGCAGUAGAAGUCCCCGAAGUAGAGGUUGGUGUCGGGGUUGAAGAGGGCGUCGGCCUGGACCUCAAAGCGGUGGCGUCCGUAAGGGGAGUCCUGGGGGGGUUUGCCCGUGUUGAACUCUGUGUUGCAGCUGAAGAAGAGACCCUCCAGCUUGCCGCUGAUUGGAGACCCAUGGCUGCCGCUGUUGUCCUUCACCGAUGGAAGCAUUCGGUUCUCCUGCUCCUCCCUGGAUCAUGAUCACAUCCCGUAUUUAAUAUCAAGUAAGUUUGGUUUGAUUGACAGCUGUCCAAUAUUAUUCAUAUGCACACUUGCAGAGCUUCCAUCCAUCCAUUUUCUAUGCUGCUUAUCCUCACAAGUAUGCUGGAGCCUAUCCCAGCUGACAGGGGUACACCCUGGACUGGUGGCCAGCCAAUCACAGGGCACAUAUAGACAAACAACCACUCACACUCACAUUCAUACCUAUGGACAAUUUGGAGUCCACUUGCAGAACCCUAACCAUAAACCCUAAACCCAACACUAUAGUCCAUCCAUCCAUUUUCUAUGCCGAGGCGGGGUACACCCUGGACUGCUCGCCAGCCAAUCGCAGCCCAUCACUAUAGUCCGACUGAAAAUCCCUACCCUUAUCCUUAAGGUGAAGAACAAAGGUCAACCCUAAAAACCUAGUCCUAAAUCCUAAUCACAAACCCAAACCCUGACUAAAAAUAUUCACCCCAACAUCAAAUCCUGAACAAAAAGCCCUACCCUUGCCCUGAAGGUGAAGAACAAAACCCUAACCCUAAUGGUCAUCCCAAACACAAAACCUUAAACCGAAACUUAAAACCUGACUCAAACCAAAAACAUUAAUGUUAAAUCCGAAACCUAAAACUCUUAACCCCCAAUCCAAAAACCUAACCACAAACCCAAACCCGGGCCAAAAAUAUUCACCCCAAAUCCCGAACAAAAAGCCCUACCCUUGCCCUGAAGGUGAAAAACAAAACCCUAACCCUAAUGGUCAACCCUGACACAAAACCUUAAACCUAAACUUAAAACCUGACUCAUACCAAAAACAUUAACCUUAAAUCUGAAACCUAAAACUCCUAACCCCCAAUCCAAAAACCUAACCCUAGAUCUUAAUCACGAACCCAAACCCUGGCCAUAAAUCCUAAACCCAACACGAACCCUGACUGAAAAGCCCUACCCUUAACAGAACCCUAAUCCUAAACUUAAAACCUGACCCAUACCCAAACAUUAACCAAAAGACCGAAACCCAAUCCGAAAACCGUUUUGUUGGUGUCAGGUUUGGGUAAAAUGUUACCCCAACACAAAACCCAUACUCAGAGCCUAA
Doryrhamphus excisus (bluestripe pipefish) is the source of this 5882-nucleotide messenger RNA. It is a transcript of the gene fam13c, whose product is annotated as family with sequence similarity 13 member C. NCBI's taxonomy places the organism in Eukaryota, Metazoa, Chordata, Actinopteri, Syngnathiformes, Syngnathidae. The record is from RefSeq and is a predicted model, not a curated record.